CCUCCGCUCCGUUCAGACGUGUCUGGGUUUGCUCGGGGUCAGCCUGGCUUCCGGACACGGGUGUUGUUGUGGUGGUGAGGGGGAGAUGUUUUCCUCCUCCUGCUGCCGGGAUUAAGCGGCGACUCGCCUUGUUUGUUCCUCCGGGCGCUUGCGCCCUCCCCGCUGGCCUUUGAUGACGAGCCGCCGCUCUUGCUAGACGGCCCCGUUUGAUGGGGAAAAAAAAAAAAGGAUGGUUUAGGCUAGACGCGAGUCAGGGACUCCGAGGAGGAGGAGGAGGAGGGGGAGGUCGGCGCCUGGGAGGCCUCCUCCCGGCGGGCGGGUGGUAGAACAGGUAAAACGCCAUGGACUCCAGGCUGGGGUGACACUGCCCGAAGGAGACUCGGGGCUUCUUUUGGGAGCCUUUUAAUUGGGGUGCGAGGGUGAGUGCAGAAAAGGGGAGGGGGGUUAGCUUUUGUUGCCUUGAGCUUUUGGCCCCGGCAGGUUUAUAAAUAGUUCGGUUCAGACGCCGUGUCAAAGGAGGACACCCUGGCAAGGGAGGCAAGCCAGUUCCACCGAGAGAGAGAGAGAGAGAGAGAGAGAGAAGCAGACACCCUGCUUUUAGCUUCUCCCCCUCCAUCCAACUGCUGUUGCCACCACACAAUGAAUGCCAGGAGGAGGAGGAGGAGGAGGAGGUCUGGACGCUACCGAUUCUUGUAAGCCGCCAAGGAGAGAGAAAAAAAGCUGGAUCCCCUCCCUCCCUUUCUUUUGGGGACACCGACCUCCCCAGGGAAGAGGAAGACAACAGGAGGAAUCUGGUGGUGAGAGAAGCCACAUCAGGGCGGAAGGAAGAAAAACAGCUGGGGAAGCCGAAGGACUCUUUUUUUUUUUUUUUUGGCUGGGACCCGAGAAAAGGGGGAAGAGAAGAUUGGCGUGAAAAUGAAGCCGGAUCGAGACACCUUAGAUGAAUACUUUGAGUACGAAGCUGAGGAAUUCCUUGUCAACUUGGCCUUGUUGAUUACUGAAGGCAGAACACCUGAAUACUCGAUUAAGGGCAGGACCGAAGGCUUCCACUGCCCUCCAGCACAGUCAAGUCAACCAACAACAAGUAAACAUGAAUGCAGUGACAGAUUGGCCCAGUGCCGUCAAGCUAGGCAUACCCGAUCCGAAGUUGCAUUGCUGUGGAAGAAAAAUAUUCCUAUCAUGAUAGAAGUGAUGCUACUUCCAGACUGUUGCUAUAGCGAUGAAGGACCCACGACUGAAGGGAAUGACUUAAAUGAUCCUGCAAUCAAGCAAGAUGCACUGUUGUUGGAAAGAUGGAUUUUAGAGCCAGUCCCACGGCAGUAAGUUGUUGUUGUUAUUAUUAUUG
This is a messenger RNA of Thamnophis sirtalis, 1345 nucleotides long. NCBI's taxonomy places the organism in Eukaryota, Metazoa, Chordata, Lepidosauria, Squamata, Natricidae. The record is from RefSeq and is a predicted model, not a curated record.